Molecule: messenger RNA, 432 nt
Organism: Alternaria arbusti
Lineage: Eukaryota; Fungi; Ascomycota; Dothideomycetes; Pleosporales; Pleosporaceae
Exons: 2
Coding region: 1-432 (143 amino acids)
Source: RefSeq, a predicted model, not a curated record
AUGUACUACGUCCACGCCAUAAUCCUUACCCUCGUCCUCAUCACCUUCUUCUGCUGUCUCUUCGGCUACUACCUCAUGAAGAGCUGUCGGCGGGCUAUCGAUCUGGAAGUUCACGAACUAGGGUACCAGAGGGAUGCUGAGGCUGGGAUAAGAGUAGGAGGAGGUGGUGGGGGGAAGAGCGGUAACGCGAAGAGCAAAAGUGGAGGUGGAGGUGGAGGAAGUAAGGAUGGGGGUGGGAUUGGAGAUGCUGGAGGGAGUAAGGCGAAGAGCGGAGGAGCGAAGAGUAAUAGCGGUGGAAAUGGAGGCGCUGCUGCUUGGGACGACACUGGAGCAGGUGGAGAAGAGGCAGCAGCAGCAGGAGGAUGGGACACGAGCGGAGGAGGAGCAGCAUGGGACGCAGGUGGUGGCAACGACGUCAAAGGAAACUGGUAG